Messenger RNA from Lasiodiplodia theobromae, 1290 nucleotides. Its product is annotated as FAD binding domain containing protein. The record is from RefSeq and is a predicted model, not a curated record. Gene Ontology annotation, molecular function: flavin adenine dinucleotide binding; electron-transferring-flavoprotein dehydrogenase activity. The transcript has 5 exons. Gene Ontology annotation, cellular component: cytoplasm. Bases 1 to 1290 code for a protein of 429 amino acids. Lineage: Eukaryota; Fungi; Ascomycota; Dothideomycetes; Botryosphaeriales; Botryosphaeriaceae.
AUGUCUGCCACCCCCGCCCCCGCCAGCACCAACGGCCACGCGGCUGAUGAGAAGCCGCACCGCGUCCUUGUCCUCGGUGGGGCCUACGCUGGUGUCACGGCCGUCCUCGGCCUGCUGAACGGCCUCGAUGGCAAGCCCAUCCGCCCUGUUCAGGGCGAGUCCAACAAGUCCGACCUGCCCAAUCCACGCCCCAAGAGGCCCGUCGAGAUUACCCUGGUGGACCAGCGUGACGGCUUCUUCCACUCUGUGGGAGCUCCGCUCGCCCACGUGGCAAAGGGUUCCGUCGAAUCUUCCUGGCUCCGUCACAAGGCCCAGUGGCGCCUGAAGCGGAAGGAGCUGUCGAUCCGUCACGGGAGCGUCAAGGCAAUCGACCCCGAUGCCUUGUCCGCUACUUUCGUCGACUAUGAUGACGACAAUAAAGAAGUCACCCUCGGCUACGACUAUCUGAUCCUGGCCACUGGCGUGCGGAGAGAAUGGCCGAUUGUGCCAAAGGCCAAUUCUUUCAAAAAUUACGUGAUUGACGCUCAGAAGCACAUUGCUGGCAUCGAACUUGCCAAAAGCAGCACUGUGGCGGUCAUCGGCGGUGGCGCCGUUGGGAUCGAGUUCGCCGGCGAGAUCAAGAACUAUCAUCCCCACAACCGGGUGAUCCUCAUCCACUCCCGUAGCGAGCUGCUGUCCAAUGAGCCUCUUCCGUCCGAGUUCAAGACCCAGGCCGUGACCUUGUUAGAGGAAAUGGGCAUUGAGGUCAUUCUUGGGCAACGUGCCAACGUUACCGCCGAAGAUGGCUUCUCUAAGAUCACACUCACCGACGGUAGGGUCAUCAACGCUGGCUACGUCUUUCCUGCGGCUUCACGCUUCUCACCAAACAGCGAGUGUCUGCCACGUGACGCUGUUGAUGAGAACGGCUACGUCAAAGUCACUUCCCACAUGCAACUCAAAGAUGUUCCGAAUUCGGAUCGUCACUUUGCUGCCGGCGACAUCUGCCUUUGGUCUGGCAUCAAGCGCGCCGGACCCGCCAUGGUCAUGGGCCAUGUUGCGGCCGGUAACAUUUUCAACGCCAUCCUGAAGGAGGAAGACCCCGAUAUCGAAGUCAAGCCUGAAGUGUUCCCAGAGGUCGCUCCAAUGAUGGCUUUGGCAAUCGGCGAGGCAGCAGUCACCUACCACCCCGACAGGGGCGUCCUUUGGGGCCCGGAAAGGUUGCAGCUCGUUUUCGGUAAAGACCUGGGCUGGGCCAACACGCUGAAAUUCCUCGGUCUCUCCGAUCCCGAACCCUCUAUGGAGGCGAAAUGA